Molecule: messenger RNA, 753 nt
Organism: Zerene cesonia (dogface butterfly)
Lineage: Eukaryota; Metazoa; Arthropoda; Insecta; Lepidoptera; Pieridae
Product: apolipophorin-3-like
Exons: 4
Coding region: 121-684 (187 amino acids)
Biological process (GO): lipid transport
Cellular component (GO): extracellular region
Molecular function (GO): lipid binding
Source: RefSeq, a predicted model, not a curated record
CCCCUCGCCCCCGCCCGCCGCGAGCAUCUCCCGGCGCCCGCUUUAUAUAGCCUCGCGCCGCCCGACUCUGCACACUCCUCCCGACUCCCAGCUCGUCACCACAUCUGCACCGACAUUGCAAUGGCAGCCAAGUUCUUAGUACUCUUUGCCUGUGUGGCUUUGUGCUCAGCGCAUCUCGUGCGGCGCGAGGCCGAGACCGCGUCGCCGCUGGACACGCUGCAGAAGCAGGCCAGCGAGUUCGGCAAGACGUUCAGCGAGCAGCUCAACUCGCUCGCCAACUCCAAGAACACGCAGGAGUUCAACAAGGCGCUCAAGGAGGGCUCCGACUCCGUGCUCAAGCAGCUGUCCGACUUCUCGCAGUCGCUGCAGAGCGCCUUAAGCGACGCCAACGGCAAGGCGAAGGAAGCGCUGGAGUCGACCCGCAACAACAUCGAGCGCACCGUGCAAGAGCUGCGCCAGUCGCACCCAGAGGUGGAGCAGCAGGCCACCGCGCUGCGCGACAAGCUGCACAGCGCCGUGCAGACCACCGUGCAGGAAACCCAGAAGCUCGCCAAGGAAGUGGCCGCCAACAUGGAGGAGACCAACAAGAAGCUGGAGCCUCAGAUCAAGAAGGCGUACGAGGACUUCGUGAAGCAAGCCGAGGAGGUACAGAAGAAGCUGCAUGAGGUCGCCAACAAGCAAUAGGCGCUCCGUCUCUCCCACCACACUUUAUAUUAUUAAUUAUAAUUACUGAAAUAUAGCUUACAAUUCCUA